AUGGCUGAAAUGAACUCAUCCUUAGGCGGACCGUUGCCGACGCCGGCCGUCACGAACAAUCCUCCCGAAGAUACUCUAUCAUCGGAAGAAUGGAAGCACCGCUCACCCUACACCAUACAAUCCCCCGAAGAAUUUGGCGACAUCAAAUGGCGGGGCCACUGCCAAUGCCGCAAGAUUGGAUUUUCGCUGAAACGUGACAAGCCUCUGAACUCGAAAUAUUGCCAUUGUGUGGGCUGUCAGCGCAUGCACGGAGCGCCCUUCCAAUGGGCCGCUAUCUUCCAUAAGGAUGAUAUCUCGUUCGACCAAGGAUACAGUGGUCUAUCCUUUUAUUCGUCCGCCGAAAACUCUUCGGAUUACCAUACGCCGACCAAGGUCGCUUGCGCAUACUGUAGAUCCCCUCUCAUGGACGAGGGGCGCAACACGGUACUUUUGUUCCCUUCCUCGAUCGACUUCGAGGGCUCCUUCGAUGAGCAGCGGUCACACAGGGAGUCCUUCAAACCAACGAGUCAUAUCUUUUACGAACAGCGUGUGAUGGACAUCCCGGAUGGAAUCACCAAGUGGUCGGGUAUGGAUGAGAAGAGCCAGCGGCUGGAUGACCAUGGGGAACUACUUAAGCAAUAA
Molecule: messenger RNA, 621 nt
Organism: Penicillium maclennaniae
Lineage: Eukaryota; Fungi; Ascomycota; Eurotiomycetes; Eurotiales; Aspergillaceae
Product: GFA family protein
Exons: 2
Coding region: 1-621 (206 amino acids)
Molecular function (GO): carbon-sulfur lyase activity
Source: RefSeq, a predicted model, not a curated record